Messenger RNA from Torulaspora globosa, 1527 nucleotides. RefSeq names its product sulfate adenylyltransferase (gene MET3). The coding region runs from base 1 to 1527 and encodes 508 amino acids. NCBI's taxonomy places the organism in Eukaryota, Fungi, Ascomycota, Saccharomycetes, Saccharomycetales, Saccharomycetaceae. The transcript has a single exon. Gene Ontology annotation, molecular function: sulfate adenylyltransferase (ATP) activity. The record is from RefSeq and is a predicted model, not a curated record. Gene Ontology annotation, cellular component: cytoplasm. Gene Ontology annotation, biological process: sulfur amino acid metabolic process.
AUGCCUGUUCCACACGGUGGUGUUCUGCAAGAUCUGGUCGCGAGAGACGCGUCGAAGAGAGAUGAGCUGUUGAGAGAGGCGCAGUCCGGCAAGCUGGUCGGCUGGGAUCUGACCGAGAGACAGGUGUGCGAUCUGGAGCUGAUCCUGAACGGCGGGUUUUCGCCGCUGGACGGGUUCCUGACGCAGGCGGACUACGAGAGCGUGGUGGACGAGAUGCGAUUGACGAGCGGCACGCUGUGGACGAUGCCGAUCACGCUGGACGUCGACGCGGGGUUCGCGCAGCGGCUCUCCGCGGGCCAGCGCGUCGUGCUGACGCAGGACCGCGAGAUCCCGCUCGCGAUCCUCACGGUCAAGGACGUGUACAAGCCGGACAAGCAGGCGGAGGCGAAGAAGGUGUUCCGCGGCGACCCGGAGCACCCGGCGAUCAGCUAUCUGUACCACGAGGCCGGCGAGUACUACGUGGGCGGCUCGGUCGAGGCGAUCCAGCUGCCACAGCACUACGACUACCCCGGGCUGCGGAAGACCCCGCACCAGCUGCGGCUGGAGUUCGAGUCCAGACAGUGGGACCGGGUGGUCGCGUUCCAGACGCGGAACCCGAUGCACCGGGCGCACCGCGAGCUGACCGUGCGGGCGGCUAGAGAGGCCAACGCGAAGGUGUUGAUCCACCCCGUGGUCGGGCUGACCAAGCCCGGCGACAUCGACCACCACACGCGGGUCCGCGUGUACCAGGAGAUCAUCAAGAGGUAUCCCAACGGGCUCGCGUUCAUGUCGCUUCUGCCCUUGGCGAUGAGAAUGGCCGGCGACAGGGAGGCCGUGUGGCACGCGAUCAUCAGAAAGAACUACGGCGCUACGCACUUUAUUGUCGGCAGAGACCACGCCGGGCCGGGCAAGAACUCCAAGGGCGUCGAUUUUUACGGUCCGUACGACGCGCAGGAGCUGGUGGAGGCGUACAAGAACGAGCUGGGUGUAGAGGUGGUUCCGUUCAGAAUGGUCACGUAUCUGCCCGACGAGGACCGAUAUGCUCCGAUCGACGAGAUCGACACCGCGAAGACCAGGACGCUGAACAUCUCCGGCACGGAGCUGCGCAAGAGACUGAGAACCGGCGGGGAGAUCCCUGAGUGGUUCUCGUACCCAGAAGUGGUCCGGAUCCUGCGGGAAUCGAACCCGGCGCGGCCUCGCCAGGGCUUUGCCAUUGUCGUGGAGGACUCGCUGCAGGUGUCGCGCCGCCAGCUGGGUACCGCGCUCUUGUCGACUUUUCUGCAGUUUGGCGGCGGCAGACACUACAAGAUCUUCGAUCACAACGACAGCGAUAGCACGUUGCUGUCGCUGGUGCCGGAUUUCAUCCAGUCUGGGGCCGGUCUUAUCGUGCCUAAACAAUGGUCGUCGGCCGUCAAGGCUCCCAACGUGUAUCUGUUGGGGAGUUCCGAGAACUCCGAUAUCAAGCUCGGUUCGUCUGAGGAAUCCGUCUUGCACAUAGUACAGAAGACUGUGUUGUUUCUGGAGGACAACGGGUUUAUCAGUUUUUAA